GCAACAAGGCCGGCGAUGAGCAUGUCGAGGGAUCCGUUGGUGGUCGGGAGCAUUGUCGGCGACAUCGUGGACUACUUCGCCGCAUCGGCACUGCUCCGGGUGCUCUACGGGGGUCGUGAGAUGACCUGCGGGUCGGAGCUGCGGCCGUCGCAGGUUGCCAACGAGCCGACGGUGCACAUCACCGGCGGCCGCGACGGGAGGGCACUCUACACACUCGUUAUGGUGGACCCUGAUGCGCCUAGCCCAAGCAACCCUUCCAAACGGGAGUACCUCCAUUGGUUGGUAACAGACAUACCAGAAGGGGCUGAUGCCAAUCAUGGAAAUGAGGUCGUGGCGUACGAGAGCCCGCAGCCAUCGGCAGGGAUUCACCGGUUCGUGUUCAUCGUGUUCCGGCAGGCGGUGCGGCAGGCGAUCUACGCGCCGGGCUGGCGCGCCAACUUCAACACAAGGGACUUCGCCGCGUGCUACAGUCUCGGCGCGCCGAUCGCCGCCGCCUACUUCAACUGCCAGAGGGAGGGCGGCUGCGGUGGCCGGAGGUACAGGUGAAGCAAGCAGUUCGGUGAUCCAAGGCCAAGGCAACCAUCAUUAGUCCACGUUAUUAAUUUGACAGUGUAACUUAGCCAAACAUUCAAGGAAAGGAAAUCAAAUUAAGGGGCACAACAUAUGGAGUGUAUAUAUAUGUAUAGGCUCCAUAUGUAUAUCUGAAAUUCUA
Phragmites australis (common reed) is the source of this 712-nucleotide messenger RNA. Its product is annotated as protein TWIN SISTER of FT-like. The transcript is spliced from 3 exons. The coding region runs from base 16 to 546 and encodes 176 amino acids. Lineage: Eukaryota; Viridiplantae; Streptophyta; Magnoliopsida; Poales; Poaceae. The record is from RefSeq and is a predicted model, not a curated record.